This is a messenger RNA of Leucoraja erinaceus (little skate), 7898 nucleotides long. It is a transcript of the gene clcn6, whose product is annotated as chloride channel 6. Gene Ontology annotation, cellular component: lysosomal membrane; intracellular membrane-bounded organelle. NCBI's taxonomy places the organism in Eukaryota, Metazoa, Chordata, Chondrichthyes, Rajiformes, Rajidae. Gene Ontology annotation, biological process: transmembrane transport; chloride transport. Bases 44 to 2710 code for a protein of 888 amino acids. The transcript has 24 exons. The record is from RefSeq and is a predicted model, not a curated record. Gene Ontology annotation, molecular function: voltage-gated chloride channel activity.
CCGAGCGGUCACGUGCGCGGUGGGCGGGGUCACGUGGGCGGCGAUGGCGAGCGGUCGGGGUGCGCCGUGGGGCUGCUGUUGCUGCCGCUGCUGUUGCGGGGAGAGAGAGGGCCGCAGUCCGGAGGAACUGACUAUUCUGGGAGAGACACAUGAGGAAGAAGAUGAAAUUUUACCACGAAAAGAUUAUGAGAGUUUGGAUUAUGAUAAGUGCAUCAAUGAGCCAUAUUUGGAGGUGCUGGAAACACUGGAUAACAAGAGAGUCAGGAGAUAUGAGGCGGUGAAAUGGAUAUUGGUAUUUUGUAUUGGAGUCUGCACUGGUUUGGUUGGGCUCUUUAUCGAUUACUUUGUUCAUCUCUUCCAAAAUCUCAAGUUUCAAAUUAUUGGGCGAUCGGUGGAAGAUUGCAGCGAGGGAGGCUGUCUUGUGCUCUCCCUCCUUGAAAUUCUGGCAUUCAAUAUUGGUUUCAUCUUCUUGGCCAGCCUGCUGGUGCUGAUUGAGCCCAUUGCAGCUGGAUCUGGAAUUCCUGAAAUCAAAUGCUACCUAAAUGGGGUGAAGAUUCCUGGGAUUGUCAGGCUGCGGACCCUGGUCUGCAAAGCACUGGGUGUGCUCUUUUGUGUGUCCGGAGGAUUAUUUGUGGGGAAGGAGGGCCCAAUGAUUCACAGUGGAGCUGUGGUGGGAGCAGGACUACCUCAGUUUCAGAGCAUCACUUUCCGCAAGAUCCAGUUCAACUUCCCUUAUUUCCGCAGUGACAGGGACAAGCGAGACUUUGUCUCGGCAGGGACAGCAGCAGGAGUUGCUGCAGCCUUUGGGGCUCCGAUUGGAGGGACACUCUUCAGUCUGGAGGAAGGAUCCUCUUUCUGGAACCAGGCACUAACCUGGAAAGUGCUCUUCUGUUCAAUGUCUGCCACCUUCACGCUGAAUCUGUUCCGCUCAGGUAUCCGCUACGGGAGCUGGGGCUCCUUCCAAUUGCCAGGGCUGCUUAACUUUGGUGAAUUCAAGUGUGCAGAUGGAGACAAGAAGUGCCAUCUGUGGACGGCGGUGGAUCUAGCAUUCUUCAUUAUCAUGGGCUUGAUCGGUGGACUUCUGGGAGCAUUGUUUAACUGUUUGAAUAGAAGGUUGGCAAAGUACCGCAUGCGAAAUGUACACCCAAAGGCUAAGUUUGUCCGGGUCCUGGAGAGUCUGUUAGUUGCUAUGGUUACAACGAUGGUCAUUUUUAUAGCCUCUGUGACUUUGGGAGAGUGUAGGGAGAUCCCUUCGCACACACACAGCAACAAUGUAACACAGCAGCCAGCUGGGGAGGAUGUGAAUUCGAGCAUCAAAACCUUUUUCUGUCUCAAUAAUACCUAUAAUGACAUGGCUACUUUGUUCUUCAACCCACAAGAGACUGCCAUACUCCAACUAUUCCACCAAGAUGGAACCUUCAGCCCUGUCACUCUGAGCAUUUUCUUUGUUCUUUACUUUAUUCUGGCCUGUUGGACAUAUGGUUUAUCUGUCCCCAGUGGACUCUUUGUGCCCUCGCUGCUGUGCGGUGCUGCCUAUGGUCGACUUGUGGCAAAUAUUCUGAAAACGUACAUCGGGAUGUCUCACAUCUAUUCUGGAACUUUUGCUUUAGUGGGAGCUGCUGCAUUCCUUGGGGGUGUGGUUCGUAUGACCAUCAGUCUCACCGUCAUUCUCAUUGAAUCAACCAAUGAAAUCACAUAUGGAUUGCCCAUCAUGGUCACAUUGAUGGUGGCAAAGUGGACUGGAGAUUUCUUCAAUAAAGGAAUUUACGACUUGCAUGUGGCACUUCGGGGUGUCCCAUUGCUUGAAUGGGAGACUGAGGCUGAAAUGGAUAAGUUGACAGCCAGUGAUAUCAUGGAACCAAAUCUAACCUACGUCUAUCCCCAUACCCGGAUCCAAUCAUUAGUCAGUAUUUUGCGCACCACAGCACAUCAUGCAUACCCUGUCGUCACGGAAAAUAGAGGGAAUGAGAAGGAAUUCAUGAAGGGAAACAUCCUCAUCAGCAACAAUAUUAGGUUUAAGGUAAACUUCCAUUGGUAUGAUGUCAAGUGUUUAAUUUGCAUAUGCACUGGGAGGCAAAGAAUGAAAUUCUUACUUGCUGAAACUUUACAGGUUGUUGCAUUGAACAUUCCAUUCUCUGAGGUAGAAUCCAGCCUUAUUGGCCUUCCAAGAACGGUGUGUGAGGUUCACGGUGUUCAUCAUUACAAAGAGGACAUUUUACAACAGAUGCUGGAGCGUAGACACGUCCCGUAUCCAAAUCUCUACCCUGACCAGUCUCCGAGUGAGGACUGGACAAUGGAGGAGCGCUUUCGACCGUUAACUUUUCAUGGCAUUAUUCGGAGAUCGCAGCUGGUUACCUUACUCGUACGUGGGGUUUGCUACUUAGAGACCCAUUCAAGUUCAACGCAACCACGGCUAUCGUACUCUGAAAUGACCGAAGAUUAUCCACGAUAUCCUGAUGUUCAUGACCUUGAUCUGACUCUCCUCAAUCCUCGCAUGAUUGUGGAUAUCACACCAUACAUGAAUCCUUGUCCAUAUACAGUCUCGCCAAGCACACACGUGUCUCAGGUCUUCAACCUGUUUCGUACCAUGGGACUGAGGCACCUACCGGUGGUCAAUGCAGUAGGAGAGAUUGUUGGAAUCAUCACAAGACAUAAUUUGAGCCACGAUUUUCUAUUGAUGAAACUGCGACACCACAACAUGACAAUCUGAUUCUCGCCCUCAUGGUGCAACAUUCCCGACGCCUCUGCCACGCAUUGCAAAGGCAAUGAUUUUCGAGGCCAUCUGAAAAGGCAGGACAUUCUUUGGCAUCAGUCCUCUCACCCAUCUGUUCAUGAACAAUUGCUGAAGGGUGUAUGUCCCCAGUCGUUAGCCUAUAUAGUUUGCAGCAUUGCUUAUCUGUUCAGUCCAUGGCUCGUUCGCUCGCUCGUGUGUCAGGCGAUGUAGCUCGCUGUUGGCUUCUGUCGUCGUCCAACAUGUUGACAGAAUUGUUGCCCGACGCGUCACAGAGCGCAUCGCGUCGUCGCUUCCAGGGAUCGCAACGAGGAGGAUUCUGUCAUGAUCACUAAAUGUUUCCGUGGCUGAAUGUUAUUAAUUGUGGAGCUAGUUUGUUCUCAAGUGAGGCAGGCAGCAGUGAAAGGGAAUGAUUUAUUCUGAGGUAAAUUACUACAGUUUGGACCUCCCUCAGGCCUGAGAAUUUUGUCACAAAGGCAGUCGAUUGAACACUAUGUGGUAUUUGGGAGAUGGUUGACGCUGCAUUUUCUCGUAUCAAAAGGACGUCUCAAAACAUGAAGCACCAACUAUACAGUAAAUGGAGUAAUUUACUAAUGGAAACACAAGGAACUGCAGAAUCUGGAAUAAUGUGCAAAGUGCUGGAGGAUCUCUGGGUCAGGCAGCAUCUGUGGAGAGAAUGGACAGGCAACAUUUUGGGUCAGGAGCCUUCUUUAGACUGCGGUCUCCAGUCUGAAGAAGGGCCACGACCCGAAACAUUGCCUGGACAUCCCCUCCACAGAUGCUGCCUGGCCCACUGAGUCACUCCAGCAAUUUGAGUUUUGCACAAUUUGCUAAUGGAAUUAUUGAGAAAUAGAUUGAUAUUUCCGUCAGUUUGUUUUUAACACUAAAUUUGUGAAUUAACUGAAUAAUGUACUUCAGAUAAAUUUGUCGCUUGGCACAGACUCGGGGGUUCGGUUUAUUAAAAAACGCAGACAGUAAAUUCUCGUAAUACAGUUUCCAGUUAAAUGGAGCGAGAGUUGACCAUGUACAAAGCGGAUGUCUUAUUGAUAUUUACCUUAGGACUGUCCUUAUGCUAAAAUUCUCCGGGGUUCUCCAUGCCCUUGUGAGAAUCACUCACAAGGGCGACAACACCAGCGAAAGCACGGGCAUUAAUGAAGAUAUUCUCUGACCCAAGGUUCAAACCUGAGCCAUCUGUAUCCCAAGAGCAUAAUAUAAUGUCAUAACAAUAUUGAAUAACAUAGAGGAAAGUGGGUCACCCUGCUUCACCCUAAAUAAGAAUGCUCCCAGUCCUAAUUUUUGCAUGUUCAAUAAAAGUAUCCAUGUUCAUAUCAACCCCCAUCCUGCCAAGAGUUUUAACACCAUUGAGAUCAAUAAAAACCAUGGCUGGAUUUUUGUGAUUCUUCGUGGCCCCUGUUAUUAAGGGAUUUUAAUUGGCAAUAUUUUGAUUACAACUAGGGGCGCUGUGACAAAUCUGUUCUGACUAAUAUGUUCUGACGAGGGUGAGUGAAUUAGCUAGUGAUUUGGCUCAGAUUUUAGGAAAAUCUCUCCACGCAUGUUUCAUUUGAGCAGCUGAGAGGUGGAACUGCACAGGAAUUUUAAAAGGCAGCAGUCAGCAUCCUGGGGUGACUGCUCCUAGUGGUGUAUAAAAGGAAGGCAGGUACUCGCAGAGUGGCCAUAUUGUGAGAGGCUGUUGAGGUGCAAUGAUUUGUUGAAGGUAUUGACUUGUGAGGCUUCUGUGAGGAGGUUGAGGAGAGGCUGUCGGCAAGACAGGGCAGUGUUUUCUUUUGUGUAACUCUUCCUUGUUAGUGCAGUAGAGAUGACAUUUAGGGCACUUGAAUGCUCCUCCUGCAGGAUGUUGGAAGUCAGGGAUACUUAUAGUAUCUCUGAGGACCACACUUUGGGAUCUGACUGCAGGAAGUGGAGCUGUUACUGGUCAACCUCACUAUUAUCUAGGAGAAUUAGAACAUAUUUGGUAGGUUUUAUGAUGAGGUGGUCAUGUAUUGGGUACAGACAGCAAGUGGAUGGUAAAAGGAGUAGGCAGCAACUACUGUGCAAAUUUGACACAGUAGCAAAAGAUAUGAAAUAGAUAGAUUGAAUAUUGAGCAAAGGAUUAAAAGAGACUCGAGUGCAGUGAUUUCCAGAUUACUCCCAGUGUCACGUGCUAUUAAGGGUAGGACUAGAAAGAUAGGUGAUGAACUCGGUGUGGCUGGGACGUUAGAGCCAUUACUGAGAUCUGACUAAAGGAGUGACAGGUUGCAGAUGAUACUAAAGUAGAUGAAAUCUUAGACAGUGAUAGUGGGGAUCAAGAGUGUUGAUCAGCUGUGCAAGUGGGUUAAGGAAUGGCAAAAGGAGUUUAUUUCAGGUAAGUGUGAGGUGUUGCAUUUUAGGAAAUCAAACCUAGGCCCUUCCUUCACAGUGAACAGUAGCGCUCUGGGGAUUGUUGCAGUGCUGAGCUAUCCAGGCGUACAAGUACAUAGUUCCCUGAAAGUGGCAUCACAGGUAGAUAGGGUGGUGACAAACGGGGUACUGAUUGUGGAUGAUCAGCCAUGAUCACAUUGAAUGCUGGCUCGAAGGACCGAAUGGCCUACUCCUGCACCUAUUGUCUAUUGUUUAUUGUCUAUUGACAAAGAUUGGCCUUCAUCAGUUAGGUUAGUGAGGAUAGAAGUUGUUUUAGUUGUACAAUGUGUCGGUGAGGCUGCACAUGGAGUAUUGUGUUUAGUUUUGGCACCCCUGCUUUAGAAAAUAAAUAAUUAUGCUGGAAAGAGUGCAGAAACAAAUUGUGAGGAUGUUGCCAGGACUAGGGAGACGUAGUGCAGGCUAGGAGUUUAUUUCUUGGAGCUCAAGAGGCUUAAGGGGUGAUCUUAUCAUGAGGGGAACACACUGGGUGAAUGCACAAUUUUUCCCCUGAGAGUUGUGGAAAUCAAAAACAUAAGGCUUAGGUUUAAAGUGAGUGGGAAAUAUUUACUAAGAACCUGAGGGGCAAUAUUUUUCAUGCAGAGUGGGUAGAUAUAUGGAAUGAGCUGCAAGAGGAAACAGUUGGGACAGAUACCAUAACAUUUAAAAUACAUUUAGACAGAUACAUGGAUUGGAAAGGUUUAGAGGGAAAUGAUCCAAACGUGGUGAAUGGAACAAGCUUAGAUGGGGCAUCUUGGUUGGCUUGGACGUGUUUGGCCAAAGGGCCUCAUGAUUUUAAUAUAUGAAAAUUGUGGUUAGAGAAAUUUCUGUUGUUAGUUACCAUGACAGAUUGGUCUGAAGCUUGCCAUCAUGCAGUUACUGUAAUUUCCAUGGUAAAGCAGUUGGUGGAGCUGGACAUCAAGUUAUAACGAUAGAUGCAAAUAAAGUAUUGCAUUUUAGCACUACAUUAGAAUUUAUUUAUUUAUUUUUUUGGUUAUAGUUGCAAUUAUAACGGAAUUCUCCCUUGCCGUGAAGGAGAAGAGGGGCUAAGGUGAUGGAAGAUAAAUUAACUGUUAAUGUGCAAAAGAAUACACUAAAAUUGCUGGGAAUAAGUGAGAAAAGGGAGCUGCUGGUUGAUGUUUUGUGUGAAGGAAGCUAGUGAUUCAACCAUCUCUGCCACUCUGUCUUGGCUGGUGUUACUGUUUGAGCUGAGCCUCCACCACCACCUCUAUUAGUUUAAGGGAAGUGAGGUUUGGGAGAGUAUCGAGGCAGGGUUAUUCUUCUGUUUUAUACAACUGAAAGACAAUGCCAAUUGAAAAAUUAAAUGGACCAAUGAAAGGUUAAACCACGCAAAGGAAACCUCUGAGCUGCUGGAUCAUAAAAUGAAAGGGAAAAUUUGAGAUGCCCUUUUAAAUUCAAUUCCCUUUUAAAUUCUGUUUUUUUUAAUAGGGUUUUUUGUCUUCGAUUAUAGAAUUUUAAAAGUAAUUUGGGACAUUAUGUGUUUUUAUUAGAAGUCUUAAGUUUUAUUUUCAGUAUGUUCAUUGCACUUAAUCUGCCAUGACUGUCACCUAACAUCAUUUUGAUACAAGUUUAUUGUGCAGUCCUUGUGGGAUCUGUACCCUGUGUAAAAAUAGCCAUUGGUACCAACAGUAUUUACAUUUUCAUGUUUCAGAUAUACUUAUGGUGUGUGAGCUUUGGGCCAUCUGCAAUGAUCAAAAGCAAAAUAUCAUUACAUUAAUAAUGGGUCCAGAUGAUUACUGCUGCUUAUUACAAAGCAGUUCUGUUUUUUGAUAUGGGACAAUGUAGAAUUCCUGGGAACCUGGGUUGUUAUUUGGGUGAAUCCCAGCCUGGUUUCUGAGCCAGAGAAUAACUUUAUAUUUUAACACGGUUUUGUGAUGCUUAAAUUAGGCUGGAUCUACUUUCUAUAGAUUUGUCUUGUCAGCACCUAGUUGCAACAGCCCUCCACAAAAUCCACCCUAAUUCUCGCAGACACCCAAAGUUGCAACAUAACUUUGGAUUGUCUAAUUGUUGCCCCCCAUUUAUGGCAUCACCUAUCCUUCAUCCAUUCACUUACCAUGUAGCACUGGAAUCAAAUGCGUCUUAAGGAUAAGGGGGAAAUCCUUUAAAACCGAGAUGAGAAGAACUUUUUUCACACAGAGAGUGGUGAAUCUCUGGAACUCUCUGCCACAGAGGGUAGUUGAGGCCAGUUCAUUGGCUAUAUUUAAGAGGGAGUUAGAUGUGGCCCUUGUGGCUAAGGGGAUCAGGGGGUAUGGAGAGCAGGCAGGUACGGGAUACUGAGUUGGAUGAUCAGCCAUGAUCAUAUUGAAUGGCGGUGCAGGCUCGAAGGGCCGAAUGGCCUACUCCUGCACCUAAUUUCUAUGUUUCUAUGAUUCAUGCCAGGUUCCAGUAAUUCAUUAACAUUUGCAACGGCUGAAAACGGUUCCUGAAUCUUCAGGCUUGCAGCAUUUCAAAGAAUGCAAAAAAUGACUUCCUGGUGAGUAAGUCAGCCAUAGGUUCCAGUUUCUACCUAUGUUACAAUUGUCUGUAAAGCCUUGAAUACUCAGAAUGAUGGAUAUUAAGUUGCUGCCACCAGAAUAUUAUAUUGUUGUGUUUGCACUCAUUAUUUUAUGCAUUCAUUGUUUCACAUCAGAAAGCUUCUGAAGCUAAAUGUAAUUCUCAUUAUUUUUUUUAUUCCAUGUUUUUAAAUGUUCUGUUCGUAUCUUUUAUUUUUAAGAUUAGGUGACAGUAAAAUAAAACAUUCCCAUUUGUGGUG